This is a messenger RNA of Macrobrachium nipponense, 1626 nucleotides long. Its product is annotated as innexin inx2-like. Lineage: Eukaryota; Metazoa; Arthropoda; Malacostraca; Decapoda; Palaemonidae. The record is from RefSeq and is a predicted model, not a curated record. The transcript is spliced from 7 exons. The coding region runs from base 154 to 1332 and encodes 392 amino acids. Gene Ontology annotation, cellular component: plasma membrane; gap junction. Gene Ontology annotation, biological process: phototransduction. Gene Ontology annotation, molecular function: gap junction channel activity.
GAAUGGCCACACAAACCCUUUGUCAUCGGUCACUCCACCGUUCGUUUUUCAGUUCCGUGCGUGCGAUUACGGAUAACGGCGGAUUCGCGGGAUUAGUCUGAUUACAAGCAGAAGAAGAAGAACUUCUACAAAAACUUCAUAAACUCCAGCAGCAUGCUCUACAAGGCGCUCUCGACGGUGAAGUUGAAAGUGGAGUUCAAGCCAGUGGUCGACAACUUCGUUUUUCGCCUUCAUUACAAAUACACUUACACCAUAUUCAUGGUUUGCGUCGUCCUCACGACUGUCUAUGACAUCGUAGGUAAGCAGAUAGACUGCAUGAACCCAAUGAGCCAGUUAUCCGAAGAUAAAGCGAAGGCCUUCAAAGAAGUGGUCGAUGCUUACUGUUUCAUCAUGGGAACGUUCACGGUGGAACGCCACCACGUCACCGCCCAGGAACUGGAAUCUCCCUCCGUUCCACACCCAGGCGUUGGACCCAUGAAGAGGGGCGAGCCGGUGAUUUACCAUUCCUAUUACCAGUGGGUGCCCUUUGUGCUGCUCACGCAGGGGGUCCUAUUUUACGUCCCUCACUGGCUGUGGAAGUCGUUCGAAGGAGGAAUGUUCAAGAACGUGAUACAGAACCUUUCCAUCAAGGACUACCUCGGAAAUGGCAAGGGGAUUGGAAAUUACUUCACCAGAGAAACGCAGUUUGAAGCCCUGUCGAAGUUCAUCCGGUACCACAUGAGGAACCAGCGCUGGUGGGCGCUCAAGUUUUUCUUCUGCGAAUCCUUGAACCUUCUCGUCGCCUUGGGGAUGAUAUCCUUCACGGACUGGUUCCUCGGAGGAGAGUUCCUCCACUAUGGGGUCAAUGUCAUCGACGUUCUGAGCCAGGAUCCCGAAAAUCGAACAGACCCCAUGUCUCGGGUCUUCCCCAAAAUGACCAAGUGCGUCUUCAGGAGUUUUGGGUCCUCCGGCACCAUCCAGAUUCACGAUGUCAUGUGCCUUAUCGCCACAAACAUCAUCAAUGAGAAGAUCUAUGUGUUCCUGUGGGCUUGGUUGUUGAUCUUGACAGCAGUCACAACCGUCUGGCUCAUGUAUCGCCUCCUCACCAUUGUCCUCCCUCCGUUCAGAAACUUCGUUUUAAUGCGAUGCGUAGAGAAAUCGAGGAGGGGAGACUUGUCCAUCAUUCUUGGCCAACAUUCCACCCUGAGCGAGUGGCUGCUGUUGACUCAGCUGGCAACAAACAUGGACACGGGAGUAUUCAGCGAUUUCGUUCACGACUUCGCCCAAGACCUUUUCCACACCACUGCCACACUUCGGGUAGAUGACGUCAGAAGGAAGAGACUGCUGACUUGAUUCUCCCCAACUUACAGAUAACACUGGUUACAUCGAAACCGCUGCUUGAAGCGUUUUUCAUCCCGUGUGUUAUAUAGAUGACAGGGGUGAAAAUGAACUGUGUUCUGUUUUUCCUUAAAUUUAACGGGUAUACUUUUCUUUAAGCGGGUCUAGUUUUUAAGCAAUUUUCCUUAAUUUCCAAAGUCGUGAUAUUGCUUUGGCUAAAUAUUAUAACAUUUUAUGCGCACGAGUACAAAUUCACGUCAUCUUGAAGCUUGCCUCAGUUCCUGAAAUUACAACGGACUUUUUAUCAAA